Drosophila pseudoobscura is the source of this 10090-nucleotide messenger RNA. RefSeq lists its product as uncharacterized. Bases 8220 to 8618 code for a protein of 132 amino acids. The record is from RefSeq and is a predicted model, not a curated record. The transcript has 2 exons. Lineage: Eukaryota; Metazoa; Arthropoda; Insecta; Diptera; Drosophilidae.
AUUAAAAACAAACAAAACCAAAACCGUUUCCUUCCGUUCUAUUGUUCAUCACGUGCCAGUGUCUCACGUGUUUCUUUGUGUAUGUGUAACGUAAUGAUCAUCUGCGUGAUUGCCCAUUACGUUGUGCAAUUACGUUGUGCCGCUUACGUUGCCGUCUUGCAGUUGGUUGUAAUUUGAAAGUACAAUGAAAAUGCUUGUAAAUAAUUAUCUUGCUUUGCAUUUGAUCUCUCUUUGAUCCUCUCUCUCCUUUCCCCAAACCCAACCCCAACAUCAACCACCUCCUCCUUUCUCUAUUUCUCACUCUCAAGCCAUCCCGCUCUCUUCUCCACUCUCUCUCUCUCUCUCUCUUUUUAUGUGUAAUUUUUGUGAUUUUUGGUUUUUAUUUGAAAUACUUUGGAGCAUUUUUCCUGCCUUGGUUGAUUACAUUUUCUGCUACAUCCCCUACGCAUUUGCACAUGAAAUAUUAAAAAUAUUUUUCUUGGUGUGCAUUGGUGUGUGUUAGUCCCCAGCAUCGAGCAUUAUGCCAAAGCCAAUGAAAUAUUUUAAAUAUUUUAUUAACUGCAAAGCAGGGCCCGCCAAGGAAAAGCUUCCCACCGCCCAAAUUGCAUUGAAUAUUUACAAGCAUUUUCAUUGCCUUGAUUUGGACGACCCGUUCCCAGCCGUUAUUUUGUAGACUGUACUGCAAGAACUGCCAGCUAAACUUGAGCAACAUGUGAACAAAGUACCUACCCAUCGUCAUAGCCCAUCAUCAUCAUAUGAGCCCGGAGGAGGAACACGCACAGAAGAGUUCUGUGAGAGAUUCUGCCUAGGAUGCUUCGCCACAAAUUAACGCUAUUAUUUGGCCAUGCAAAUUAAGGACAUCGGCGCAAUGAUUAGCAUAAAUCAGCAUCAAUUCGGGGACUCAACAAGUUUUGCCAACUCAAUUUACAUACGAAACACAUUAUGUGCGCGCUCCUCCUCUCGGCCUCUCUCUCUCUCUCCCCCUCAGUGUAUCGAUUAGCAAUUAAUUCAGCUAGUUUUUAGUUCGUUUCGUUAGCUUCAACCUUCAUUUGUAGUCAUCAACCAAACAAACCAAAAAAAAGAACAACAACAACAACCAUAUGAACCAAUCAAACGAUCAACCAAAAGAAAGUAUGCAACAUUUACUAAGAACCAAAAACAAACCACCAACAGCAACCACAACAAAAUACAAAAAAAAUACCAAAAACCAAAAACAAAAAAACAACAAUUAACAAACGCCAAACAAAACACUCAAGCAACCAGCAUUAAUAUAUAAUAAUAACAAUAAUAAUAAUGGUAUCAAGUUUUCCCAAAAGAUUCUGUAAAGCUUACUUGCCUCUCAUUCCCGUUUUCGAUCUAGGAGCUCAACUUGAUUCAAUUGCGAAAUUUGUUCCACAAAGUCAAACCAAUCACGAAACCCAAAAACAAGAAACAAAAAACGCUUUGCAAACAUAUACAAAACAAAAAAAAAAGAAAAGAAUAAAUUCAAAUUGAAUGUUUUACAAAAACGGCAAACUGAAAACGAAACAAAUUUUCACUUUGACAAUACCAACCCGAUUCGAGUCGAGUCGCGUCGGCUGCCAAAGCGAAAACUUUGCCUCAAAUUUAAAUGCACAUUUUAAUUUCGGCCCGAAACCAUUUUUUUGUGGAACAUUCACAUGUUGAAGCAAGCGCUGAAAACUAAAACAAACCCAGAAACAACAGCAACCAGGGAGGGAGUACUCGUACCCAACCAAUGAAACCAAAGCAUGAAAAUUCAGCAAAGAGCAAAAAAUACUGAAACGCGUAGUUGAAAGGCUUUUUGGGGGGAAAAAGAAGAAGAAGAAGAAUUGUUGUUCCUUUAGUUCUGGGCUCUGUAAGUCAUAAUAAAAUACCUUUGCAGCGGUCUGGGUAAGUCGGAGUUGGCGUGUUAUCUAUCUACCAAAUACAUUAUAUAAAUACGAUAUAAGGAACUGUUUUUUAAUGUAGUUUAGAAAGCCUUUGAACCCAGCUAUGCCGGCCAAAUACCCAACCAAUAAUAACCAAUCAAAAAAUGACCGAAAAAACCGAAAAAAAAAACCAAAAACCAACAAUGAGAGAACCAAGCCCCCCGCCAAACCAAGCCAAUUCAGCGCAUUCCAUCACACUUUGCAUAAUCGAAUAUACAUCAGUUAUGGACGAAAGAUAGGCUAUCCUUACACGAUUCUUUUGAUUUUAUAGUUUUUUGUAUCUUACAUUUCUUAUCAAUGUUGACCAAAUGUGGCACUCUCUCGCCCUGCGCUUCAAUAUUUGCUUAAUACCAUGUUGAUUUGAGGCUAACUUGAAUAUUUUCCUCGUUUUCACACAAACACAAACACACACACAGCCACAUACGACACCAUUCGCUUAUGGUUUCCUCUCUUCUUUCUACUCAACUUAUUCUUACUCAAUGCGAAGCACGCAAAAAAUUCUCAAAAAUAAUGACACAAACACCACACACACACACACACACACACAGGCAUACAUACACCUUUUGUACACGUUUACUGUUGAUUUCUUUCAAACGCAGGUGCGCGACAUCAAUUUAUCAUGCUCUUUCUCUCUCACCCACCCGAAAAGCGCCCAAAAGUAUGCAACGCUUGCUAAGUCUGAAAAACAUUGCCAAUUCGUACAGUCAAUUAGGUACAGUCUAAAUUUAAGGAUCAAAGUUAUUGUGAACCACACACAAAUUUGCCAAUUAUUCUCCUAUAUAUUGGUGUCUAACAGUCUAACCACAAUGCCUCUCUCUCUCUCUCUCUACAAUAUAUCUGUCUGUUGCUCUCUCUCUCUCUGUCUGUAUCACUGUCUCUCUCUGUCUGUGCUGUGGCCCGUGCUCUGUGUGACUAAAAACUUAGUAGCGUGCUAGGUUUAGUAGCUUAUACUUACAUCUAUAUAUAUGUAUAUUUAUGUACGAGUGUGCGUGCGUCUGUGUGAAUGUGUGUGUGUGUGCGCGUCAUAUUGAAUAGCAGCUUAUUGGGCCAUACUGUACUACCCGUAAAACUGUGGAAUUUGAAAACCAAAAAAAAACAAAAGCUAUAUUAUAAUUUUGAACAUUUUUCCUCGCAUGUUUGCAUUGCCCUGCUCGUCAUAUAACUUAUAUACCCUAUGUUUCUCUAUAUAUAUAUAUAUAUCUCUCCCUCUACAUAUCCUUCUUUUCUCUCUCUCUCUCUCUCUAUCUUUCUAUGACUCUAUCUAUCUCUGAUUCUGUAUGAAAUGCAAACAAAUGUUGUUCCACUGCGUGCAUUUUAAUUGUCUUGUCGGUCUCGCUCUAAUUUGCUCUUGCCAUCUCUUUUACGCUCUCUUCUAUCUAUUUUUCCGUCUCUAUCUUGCAGUCUGUGCAUUGCUCGCAUGCGCUUAAUUAUAAACAAGAAAUCCUUUAAAUUUAUUUCGUUUGAUUUCCCUUUGUUGACUUUUCGGUUGGUUUUUACUCGCAUAUGCGGCCCAGAACGCCGCAACGCCAUUGCAUGACACUUAUAUUACGAUUUGUGCAGCGUCGGCAGGCGGGCUGCCAACUGGCUGCGUUUUAAGCUAUUUUUAUGCAAACUAUAUCAAAGAAGAAACACCUAACAACAACAACAGUAUUCUUUGUGUUACCAACAAGCCAAUUGCGGACUUACCAAAAGCACAUACUCGUACAUACUUGAGCUCUUACCAAAGUAUUUUAUCCCUGAAAUGUGCACUGCAACAAUGCGUUCUAUUGACUAACCCACACAAUGCCUAAGUAUACUAACCCAACUCUACUCUACUCUAUACAUUUCUCUACAAGUAUUUAAUGGUUUAUGGCCUUGGCAAAGUUUCUUGGAAUAUGGUUAAAGGUACAAGGUGUAGGGAAUCUUGAGCUAAAGCCAGUAUUCGACAUUGACUGCUAAAGGAUUGCGUUCAUUAAGUGCUCAUAAACAGAAUACUAAUCAAAACAGACCCCCCCCUACAAAUGCAGGCCUUAAUUUAUGUAUCCCCAAGCUCCAGUCUUCCAUCCAAACAUUAUUCGAAUCACCCGAACCCCACGACUUUUCGAUGUGAUUCUUCUCGCUCGCAACCUGUAUUUAUUCGUGUGGUAAGCUUAGCCAACAACGGGCCAGUGUAAGUAAACGGUAAUGUCACAUCGCUGGAGUUAAUCAAUUUUUGGGCGGGAGUCUAAUAAAGCCCUUGGGGUCGGCAGCAGCCGGCACUCGUAUUCGUACUCGUACCCGUGUGUGCACUUGAGAAGCUCGACUUAGACUUGGCUUCUUCUCUGUCAACUUGACUUACUGCCAUUUGUGGCCAAAAAGUUUCAGCUGCCAUGGACUAUUUCCUAUUUCCUCUCUGGUGGCCAAAAACAACAGCGAAGAGAGAAAGGGGAAGGCGAGUAAGAGCUCCGGAAAGGCAAAACUUUGCAAUCCAAUGAAAUGCAAUCGAAUGGAACCAAAAACCAGCGACAUGCAUUUUCCUUUCCUCUCCCAUCUCUCGCUCAUUGUUUUUCCGCCUGAGAGCUGUCGAGUGUCGGGUGGGUCCUCGUCCCUGGUCCCUGGUCCCUGGUCUCUGUUCUCUGGUCUGUGCUUGGCGCAGCACUUUAAGAAUUUUAUUGCGAACAAAUUAUGUAGCAUAUUCUUCGGGGCUGCACACUCCGCGCCCUGCCACACUCUUGGCUUGAUUUAUAGUGUCGUCGCCAAAUGUGAAAUUGAGCGCAGAGCAGAACCUGAUCGAUGGCUUCUGCUGACUGCACACGCGCGGUCCUUCGAAGUUUCCUUGAGUUUUCCAUAAACCAGAGACAUACUCGCACAUACAUGAAUACAUGCGUGCAAUUAACUCGGGUCUAUGGCCGACCGUUUGACAUUUUCAUUAGGCAAACAAAGAGGAGAAACUGGGAAACGACGUUUACGUUUCACGGCCGGAAAUCCUGCUGCAAAAAACGAAAAGCUGAAAGAAAUGUCUGUUUCCGUUUGAAGUCCACAAAACCCGGCCACACAGGCACCGACACACACACACGUACACAUACACACACCAGUUUCGCAUUUAGCCGCAAAACGACUUUAAUUUGCGGUUCCAUGGGCGCUGUAUUCGCCCCAUUCCGGGCCCACAUCCAGCUGCUGGUCUGAUUUCAUUACACAAUCUGCGCUUAAAGGCCAACUUUUUUGCUUCCUUGAGUUCCGUUUGGGAGACUUCGCCACUUUUCUUUGUGGCUUUGCCUUUAAAUUGUUUUGUUGGCCACCGGAGCGGAUUCCUCCGCUUGGGUUUCCCUGUCCUUGAAUUGUGGAUUUUCGUUUGUCUAGAUUGUGUGCUCGGUGGGGUCCUGUGUGUGGCAUGGCCCAUGUGUUGCAUGUGCUCUCAUCGGUUUGUGCGUUUCGCGUGGAUUGAAUUUUAAAUCAAACAGAUUUCGAUUAUAUGUGCGAUAAGCGAUCUGGGGCGAACAAAUCAAUACAAAAAUGAUGGAAAAACUUACAAAAAAGGACUCAAUCAUUGUUAAGUUUUAAACCUUCCAUUAUUGGUCAGAAGUUUCAAAUAAAUUCCUUCAGCGUUAUCAAUGUGAUUGAUAUGAGUUUAAGAUAAAUAUUUUACAAUAUAUAUAUCUGCAGCUCCGCAGAAGAUUUUUUACUCCGGUGACUGAUUGGUCCUAGCAUUUAUUACAUUUAUCUUUCAUUGGCUAAAAAUCACUUAGAGGAGGAAUGCCCUGAAAUACCUUUUUGAGUUUUGUAUUGAAACACCUUUAAAAGCCGGGCUUUUCAUUGACUUCUCUGACCUUUGAUUGGGCUUUCACUCUGUGGUUGCUUUGAAGUGGCCAAAGCGGAGGCAAGCCCUGGGCAUUUUUUGUCCUAAUGAACUGUUUCUUAGGGCUGGUGUGGGGCCGGUGCUGGACCGUUUAAUGCUGAUUUGUGCACCAAAAGUGUACUGCAAAGCUGUUCCACAUUCGCCCCAUGGCCCUGGCCAUGUGCCAGUUUCGGGACUCGACUCACACAUCGAGAACCGAACCGAUUCGCCGCAUAAGCCUGUGGAGCACCUUGAGCCUCCUCUUUGCCUCCGGGCAGCAGGGCCGGGCAGUGGCAAGAAACAAAAGAAACAUCAACACAUCGAAAGGAAUGAAAGGGAAUGGAAGGGAAGGGAAGCUGGCGAACGUCGGUCUCUCAGUGUCAUUUAGUGAAAUUGCCUGUAAUGUCUCUGUCUCCAUUUCCAAGCCCGUGCCCGUGCCAGUGCCAGUGCCCCUUCCUCUAUCCGUGUCUGUGUCCCUGAAUCUCCGUUGGCUGCUGCUGCAUUGUCUAACCACAGCAAAGCAUUAGCUUUUCUUCCUUCUCUACGACUUGGUCGUGUGUCAGCUCCAGCUGCGGCUGCUUCUGCUUCUGCAUUUUUCAUUAGCCUGCGCACUUUUUUCCAGCCUCGUCGUUUGGCGCUCGGCCCACCUGUCCAAGCAAGCAUCCUGGCUGGCCAGGAUUCUCUCUUCCAUCUCUUCCCUCGUCUUCCUCCCUUGGCGUUGAUUUUUCAAGUGCAUUUUGCACUUGAUUCUGCGCAGCUUGGCUCAGCUCGAGUCGUUGCCUCGCCAGCAGCUGCAUAAUAAAAUUGUACACGGGCCAAAUUGCUGGGGCUGUCUGUCGGCGCCUGCCUCCCCAGAUGAUUGCGACUGCACAAGGAGCUCCACAGAUUUGUUUUCAAUUUCCCAUAGAUGGAUUGAUAUGUGGGUGCAAAUGGAAGACACUCGAAUGCGAAACUAAAACUGUAUUUAAUUGAAUCACACAAAACACAAGUGAUUUAUGUAUUUAUUGUCUAGAAAUUAGAAAUGUUUUCAAUUGCAAUCGUUUUCCACGCUGCUAGGACUUGGAUAGUAACGAAGACAGAUGGUAGCGUAGCCAAUGUAUCCACUCCCACUGCAGAGUAUUGUUUAGCCCACCCAAACAUCGAUUAUGGCGCGUUAAUUGUUUCCACAUAUAAUGGGAGAGUUUACCACAAAUUAACAGCCUGGCCAGCACUUGAACAAACAGCAAACAAUCACAAAACACAAAACACACAAUCAAUAAGCCCAAAUAAAUUGCUGUCAUUAAUGGCCCGCACUUCCUGGUCGCCGCUGGGGAUUCGACGAGUACAUGUUAAUUUUCGACGCCACCAGGCAAUUGGUGCAGCGAAACAAUUUAUUAUUACACAAUGGCAGCAAAAAUCAAUGGCGGUAAUCAGAAUAGAAAAAAACAACGCACCAACUCUAGACUGAGUUGUGCGCAGAGCUCAACAAUUAUCAUUAAUUAUAAGGUCAUUAUUGCGUCUUGUGCACACUUAAUUAUGGAUUAAUUUGAGAAGAAGACAAAUAACGAGCAAAAGACUUGUCAACAGAGAAGAAACAGAAAUUUGCGUCUGUACUACGUCGUAAACUAAAUCUUUUGGUCUUUAAUAUAAGACCCAAAACAAACGCUUCCUUUGGCAUAAACGUAUUCUUUAUCAGAGCUUCGGAUUAAACUUAAGUUCAAGUCGCUUUCGUGUUUGUUUUUUGCUGACUUUUAAGCGUAUUUCGAUUUGCCAUUAGGCUCCGUGCAGAAAACAUAAAAAUUUGUAGGUUUUGUGGGCGAGAAGGAGUCCUCCAUGGUCCGCCACUCCAUGCAGUGGCUUCCGUGUGCGCGGUUCAUUAGCGUUUUGUCGCCUCCAUGGCUCCAUGGCUCCAUGCGCCAGGCGCUUGUGUUUUUGCUGGAUUUUAUUCGUUCGCAUUGCGUGAGUUUCGGGCUUGUUAGCCGGGGUAUGUUCGGGGGGCUGAACACGAGUAUAAAUAGAAAACCUGCAGUGAAUGGGCGGCCAGAGAUAUCGACUCUUCUUCUUAGAUGAUUGAAAGUUGACUUUGCCAAAUAUUGAACAAUGCCGAAAGGUGAAAGUUUAAUGAACACAUGGCGUGUGCGUGUUGGCUCGAUCGAAUGAAACGGCAAAUAUUUGCUGAAAACUUUCAAUGAGCCACGUGGCCCACCAGGCGUAUGUGCAAUAUGAAUAAUUUGCAACAUUUCUAUGGUUGAAUUAUUGUAUAAUUUUCGCCUUUGGUUGAGAAUGUCUGGGUGCCCACAUAUGUAGCUGACCGUCAGGUGGGGUCGGGUCGGUCGGAGCAAAAUAUUUUGAAAGCCUCCUCUCCAGGGGGCCGCUCCUCUUGCGGACGUGCGUUGGCUUUGGCACUCUGGUGGAGUCUCCUCGCUCGCUGUUCGUCAAUCAGCGUCGCAAAUUGUUGAUUACACCUACAUUAAGUCAAGGGCAGGACAACAGUUACUGUUACAGUUACAGUUACAGUUAUGUGGAGCAGUCGAUCGAUACUCCUCCUACCCUGCGCCCUCCUCUCGCUUUGUGUGACUGCGAUUUUGCACACGAAAAGCAAACGAAACCAGAAAACGUGGCUUUACAUACGAAAGUCCAUCAUAUACCAUAUAUACGUACGUAUAUGUGUACUCCGACUAUAUAGUCGACACUCGCUGUGUGUCGUUUUAUUUGCCUUAUUACUGACACGCAGCAUAUUUAGUAGCUGGCUUAGUGGCAGUGCCUUGUUUAUAGUCGCGACUCCCCGUUCUCCCCCAGACUCGAAUCAAAUCGAACCGAAUAGAGUCGAGUCACUCAUUAGGAUGUCUACAUGUUGGCAGCAACUGCACGUGCAUGUACAUUUUGGGUGUGUGUGUGUGUGUGUAUCAGGUGUGUGAGUGUAUUUGUGUUUGUGUGUGUGACAUUGACUUUUGUUUGUUUGCUUUGCGGCAAGUUCUGAUAGAAGUUUACUUUUAAAAGGCAAACAAAUGCAAGUUUAUGGUGGACUAUUACGUAUACGACGGGAUGGCCACGUUGGGCAUUGUUCAUUUAUGAAGCAAUUAAAAAAUAAUUGAGAUUUCCAAGGGUUCAGUUCGCUUCCAUAUUCCAAACAUCAAUAAAGAAAUGCAUAUUUGUAUAUGAAUAUUACGUAUACGAGUGAUGGCUAUUUGCCUUUUGUCAUAAAUGUUCAGAUCUCUCUCUUCAUAUUUAGAAAUAUUAAAAAAUAAUACUUUAAUGGAUUAUUUGGCUCAAUUUUACCUCUAACUUAGUCCAAACUAAUAGUUUUUCCGCUCAUGAAUUUUUAUUGUAUCCGUUUAUUCUGUUUUUCCGAAUAAUACUCCGUGUCGGUUCGUCUGCUAUAUCACCUGAGAUUCAGAGACUAACAAUUCAGAGCCCAAUCGGGCUAUGUGAGAACCAAAUAGAAACACCUGCGUGAAAUGCAGUGGGAAAGAUAAAAUUUAAUUGUUUGGGUUUUUGUGUUAAUCUUAGGUUAUUAUUUUAAUUUCCUUAUCGUUCGUUGACUGCUCGAUUCUAUAUAUUAUUCUUUGGUAUACCUGCAUGGCCGGGCCGACAUGAGCUGGAGAACUUGAGUUUUGUUUGCAGUGGAGCCCUCGACUUUUGGUGCGCUUUGAUGUUUGAAUCUUACAGCAGAGGCAUGAUGAUUUACGGCUACUACUAUACAAUAUACAAUAUACAAUAUACAAUGACAUGUGUCUUGCUAUGUGCUGCUCCCCUUAACCGUUUAACCAUUUAAGUGUUCUUUGUUUUUCAUUUUAUUUUUCCACUUUUACAAUCUCUCAAUCUAUCUCUCUGUCUCCCCCUCCUUAUGUCUCUAUUCUUCCAUUACUUGUUGUUUAACUAUUUUAUGUUUUCAAUCCUGUUCUAACUGUUAAUUGUUUUCCUCCGUGUGUGUUUAUGCCUUGUACUAACCGAAAAGAUCUGUCAAUUGGCAUCCAGUUACAUAUACUUCCUAUCGAUGUUGUAAUUGAUGACGAAUCCAAGUGAAUCCAAAAUUAAGUUUGAUAUCGAAAUUUGAUUGCUUUUGCAUUAGACGUUACUCUUGUGAUGAGUUGUAAUUUGUAUGCUUUUGACCGAAUUCUUUAUGUAUACCCCCCAUCCCCCCAAGAAACCACAAGCGAGAGCCGAUCUCACACAGCCCAACUAAUCACUGAAACUGUAUAUAUUUUCUAUGCAUCUGCCCCACCAACCACAACCACCAACCACUCCAAACAAACCGCUACCGCAACAACUGUGCCACUGUGUGUUGUCGUCGUGUUGCCUUGGUGGUGGUCUCCGUGCCACCGCGCCACCGUACCACCGUGCCACCGUGCUAUCGUUGUCUCUCGAUCUCCGUCAUGAACCCCAAAGU